AUGUUAAUUUAUCUUUCUUCACAUUCCUUUCUUCUCUUUUUUUUUAAUUUAUUUCUUGCUUCUACACAUUUCCCUGCCGUUCAGUUUCCACCCUUCUUUCUUUCUUUUUCACCCUCUUUCUUCCUCUCCUUUUUUUCUCCCCCUUUCUUUCCCGUCCUUUUCUCUCCCCCUUUCUUUCCCGUCCCUUUCUCUCCCCCUGUCUUUCCUGUCCCUUUCUUUCCCGUCCCUUUUCUCCCCUUUCUUUCCCAUCCCUUUCUCUCCCCCUUUCUUUCCCGUCCUUUUCUCUCCCCUUUCUUUCCCGUCCUUUUCUCUCCCCUUUCUUUCCCGUCCCUUUCUCUCCCCUUUCUUUCCCGUCCCUUUUUCCCCCCUUUCUUUCCCGUCCCUUUCUCUCCCCCUUUCUUUCCCGUCCCUUUCUCUCCCCCUUUCUUUCCCCUUUCUUUCCCGUCCCUUUCUCUCCCAUCUUUUUUUCUCCCUCUUUCUUUUUACCCCUCUUCUAUUUGCAUUUUUCUUUCACCUUCAAUCCCUUCCUCUCUCUUUCUCCUGUUUUUUCUCUCUUCCAUAUUUUGUCCUGUAGUAGAGCAUCACCAUGAUUUUACGUUACUUUUACCAUCUCUAAGUCUCCAAACGCACAAAGAAAAUAUUCUGUAUUAG
Acanthosepion pharaonis is the source of this 651-nucleotide messenger RNA. Lineage: Eukaryota; Metazoa; Mollusca; Cephalopoda; Sepiida; Sepiidae. The record is from the annotation of a GenBank genome assembly.